AUGAAUACUAAAAAAUCCUUACUCCCCCCCUCCGUGAGUGAAUAAAAAAAAUUUGUUCACUCACGAAAAUUUAAAAAAAAUCCUAAUAUGAAAAUUAGCUAGAGAUUUCAUUAUAUUAAUUAUCACUUAUAUAUCAAUUUUUUUUCAUAAAAUAUUUUUCUAUUAAAAAAAUGUUUGUUCACUCACGGAAGGUGGGUUUUUGAGAAAAAAAUAGGGAUUUUUCUAAUGGUUUUGUUUACUCACGGAGGGGGAGUUAGCUCGUGGAUUACCUACAAAUAAACCUUAUAGAUCUACAUCAACAGAACUUACCACCUUUCCAGAUAUUGAUAAAAACCGAUUUUCAACACCUUUUCUUACCAGGAACUUGACACACAAAAAGCUAUCCUUGUGCAGUAAUAAAUUAAACACUCAAACAGUCGCCAAAUUCAGCCAUUUAGCCCAGCAGGUAUUAAAUAGCACUCCACAAACACCAAAAGAAUACUACCAGAUCCUGAAGCCAUCUUCAAUUUCAAGAUUUUCAUGUGGAAAAGUUUUGGCUUAUGCAGGAAAUACAAAUAAAGGACUGAUUAGAAAAAAAAAUGAAGACCGGAUCAUGAUUAUUUCAAGUGUAAAUAAGCCUCAUAAUAAGGUUUUUGAAGACAACUGGCCAAAUUGCUCCUAUUUUGGUCUUUUUGAUGGCCAUGGAGGAAAUGGCUGCUCGAAUUUUUUACGUGAUAAUCUUCAUCAAUUCAUCAUAGAAAGCCAUCAUUUUCCGCUUGCCCCGCAUAAAGCUAUAAAUGAAGCUUUAGCAAGAGCUGAAAGCGAAUUUAUGAAAAUUUCUAUAGGACAUUGCACUAUUUAGGGAUCGGGGUUCCUUACGAGGAAUGAUGAUUUCUCCACUUGUGGAACGCAAUCCAUAAUCAGUGAAAUGCGCUAUAAAGAAACAAAUGAUAAAUCUGGAUCAUGCGCUGUCAUUGCUCUAAUUGUCGGGCAGUUUUGCUUUAUUGCAAAUGUUGGUGAUUCAAGAGCGCUAAUGAGCGGAAUGUCAGGAAAGCAUGUUUAUUCUCUUACUACAGACCUGAAUUCUUAGUUAAGAUUAUUUUGAAGCUCUCGUGAUACCUAAGGCAUUUAACUAAUUAAAUUGAAUAAGAUCUGGCUAGCCUUUAUCCUUUUUUAUAUGGAAAUAGAAUAACAGUUGCCAGUAGAUUAUUUAAUUCUUUGUAAUUAUAUAUUUCUUCAUUCUUGCUUCGCUCAGCUACUACUACCGUCUCUCUCGAAUGCCAAUCCUCUCACUCCCCCUCCCCCUCCCUUUAUAUUGGAAACAAAAUAUAGGUAAAAUUUCCACUUUUUUGGUCAAUUAACCCCCCCUAAAUUGGAACAAAAUUUAAUUUUAUAAUAAAAAAUUAUAUAUAAUUUUUAUCUAAAAAGUUUUGAUAUAAGUUAAAUGUUUCUUAACUAAAAUUAAAAAUUUAGUUAUGUCUUGCUCUUGUUCAAAGAUUAGAUUAGAUUAGAAAUAUGUUAUAGCGGGUCUUAAGGGAUUAUUUCAGCCCCUCGCCGUCCCACGGAUAGCUUCGCAGCGACGCUAAGCGCUAUCCUCACACCACCUUUUUCCCUUUCUGACGUCACCAAAAAAUGGUGACGUCGAAGGUCUUCGGGGAAGCCACCCCAUCCGGUCAGGGUCUCCGAAUCUCAGCAGAAAACUCCUUUAACCUCUGACAGGGCUCAGAGUAUAGGGGAAUCGCUUUCUGCCUUCUCCAUGACCUGUCAGAACCGUGUCACAGGUUCGAUAAUGCUCUCAUGGAGUGGUAUCGGGACUUUGUGCCAGUAGGGUUAACUCGUAGGUAAGGAAAAAAGGACAAGGGUCAGCCCCAAGUCAAAAAACCCCACCCGGAGAACUAUCGCCAUGUGGCUCGCCUUUCCUGGGCCUGGAUCAACUCACAGGUCACCAGGAGUCCACGUCAGAUCACGCCAUUUUAAUAAUUCUCUUGUUUAAAGAAGAAAGUAUAAAUAGCAUCUUAUUUAAAUAAAUUUAUUAUCCUUAAUUGCUAAAUUUUAAAAAAAAAUUAAUUUUUUUUAAAAAUUUUUCAUUAUUUUUUUUGAUAAAAAUUAUACUUUUUUAUUUGGAUAGUUUUGAUAUAAAUUUCAAUAGGAAUUCUUUAUAAAAUUUCAAAAUUUAGUUAUUUCUUACUUUAUUUUAAAGAAUAGAGUAUAAAUAGCAUCUUAUUUAAACAAAAAAUUAGCACUUUGAUGAUAAAUUUCUAAAUUUUUUUUUUUAAUUUUUUCUUAUCAAUAAAAAAUAUAUUUUGUGCAAAUAAUUUUGAUGCCAAUUAAUAGUGGCGUAUUAACUAAUAAUGAAAAUUUAGUUAUAUCUUGCUUUGUUUUAAAGGAUAAAGAGUAAAUAGCCUUUCAUUAAACAAAUUUAUUAAUCUAACCUGAUAAGUUUUUGAUUUUUUUUUUAAUAAUUUUUAUUUUUUAUAAAAAAUUUGAUAUUUUUUUUUAAAAAAAAAAAUGAACCCCCCUUUAAAUUGGAACAAAAUUUUUAGUUCCAAUUUAAAGGGGGGGGAGUCAGUAUAUGAGUUGCAAUGCCGUGAUUCAAACAAGGCGGUCCUUUCAGAAAAUUCUAAAUAAUGAAUUUUCUGGUCAGACUGCUGAUUAAAAUGGAAUCUAAUAGCCGAGAUGCUAUCCCUGAUAUAAAUUGAGAAUUACCCGAUAUUCCAUGCUAACAUUUUGGCUUUGCUGGAUAUCUCUUUCCGAGCUCCGAGAUUUUCACCUUCCCUUCCUGUAAAACCUUUACUUGGAUGUGAGCUGCGGUCGGCUAUAUCAGAAAUUGAUUUCACCAACCCAAGUAAAACCUGGCCGAAUACACAUUCCUGAACGCUAUUCUCGCUUCCAAAAGGUUUCUGGGUUGUGUACUUUCAGGUAUAAAGAGGCUAGGUUGUUUCACCACACCAUUAUAAUGUAUAUCCCCUUACUACAGACCAUAAGCCAGCUGAACCUCAAGAGCAAGCCAGAAUUUUUCAAGCUGGAGGCUUAGUUUACUCGACAACUGCAUUAAAUAAGUCAAAAAUUUACCGUGUUUUGCCUGGUAGACUUUCAGUAAGCCGAACUAUUGGAGAUAUCGAAGCAAAAAACUUCGAGAUGGGUGGAAACCCUGGUGUUGUAAUUUCAACGCCUGAAAUUAGAAAAUUUGAGAUAAAGCCUGAGUAUGAUUUUAUUAUGCUUGGAAGUGAUGGCAUUUUUGACACAUUGACAAAUAGAGAUGUCGUUGACAAAGCAUGGGAAAGCAUCGAUGGCUUAAAUGAUGAAAAUGUUCCCAGUAAAUGUGCUAGAGCUGCUGAAGGAAUUAUCCUUGAGAGUUUUAAAAGACAAACAAGAGACAAUGUCUCUACUGUUAUUAUUGCUCUUAUUCUCUCCACCUUUGAGCGACCAAAACAAUUUAUUCCGUUAAUUUUUUUAUUUAUAAAUAAAUUAUGAAAGUAAAGUUUUUUUUCAAAUCUAAAAAAACUAAUUCGCAAAAAUUGGAAAGCAUUAAUUAUAAUAUUCAUGUUUUAAAAUGCAAGUUACUUUAAAUUCAAAUAAACUAGAAUUAACUAGCUAUUUCAUUAUAAUUAAGAUUAAGAUUAAGAUUACGCUGGGUAUUUAUUUCAUUAUAAUAAUUAUCACUUUAAUAUUAAAAUAUUUUAUUUUAAAAAUUUUUUUGGGGAUUUUUUUCAAUGGUUUUACUUCCUCCCGAAGGAGGGUUAGGAAUUUAAACAAAAGUUAA
Messenger RNA from Blepharisma stoltei, 3742 nucleotides. The record is from the annotation of a GenBank genome assembly. Lineage: Eukaryota; Ciliophora; Heterotrichea; Heterotrichida; Blepharismidae.